GUGGCGCUAAUCCGCACCACCAACGGGGGGUCCGGGAAACGCAACAAACAAGCUCCGAAUCGCAACGCCUAAGCCCUAACCGCUUUGAAAGUUGAGAUAUGCCGACAGCCUCACUCUCAGAGGAAACGCUCGAAGCUUGGCGACAACCCCUUCGAAUAUGGAAUCACAAGAAUCCAGGCUCGAGAAGGAUGGAAAUGGCACGAAUCUCGACGAUGUCACGGAGACGAACUAUGUCAGCUGGGAUCCCCAGGAUCCAACACAUCCUCGGAACUGGCCCUUGUGGAAGAAACGGAGUCAUAUCCUCCUCGUUGCUCUGAUAACAUUUCUAACGUGAUUUCCCAUCCCCAAAACACUUACAGAAAACAUGCUAAUUUUGGGGAUGGUAGACCCUUUGCUUCUUCAAUGGUGGCACCAGCAAUCCCGCAGCUGAAAACCAAGUUCCAUUUCGAAAGCGGGACUCUGGGCUCGUUUAUCGUAUCGAUAUACCUCCUCGGUUAUGUCUUUGGUCCUCUUGUCGUGGCUCCCAUGUCGGAGAUGUACGGCCGUCUUCCCGUCUAUCACUUUUGUAACGUCGGGUUUGUCGUUACUUCGAUUGCGUGUGCAGUGAGUACCAAUGUCCACAUGCUCAUUGGAUUCCGGUUCUUAGCUGGGACUUUUGGAUCAUCGCCGAUUGCGUAAGUUGGGAUGAUAUCCAUUCACUUUCAUGUGGAAACGUGACUGACAGAUGAUAGACUUGGUGGAGGAACGAUCUCUGAUAUGAUCGUUCAGGAAGAGAGAGAUUAG
Molecule: messenger RNA, 783 nt
Organism: Hymenoscyphus albidus
Lineage: Eukaryota; Fungi; Ascomycota; Leotiomycetes; Helotiales; Helotiaceae
Source: the annotation of a GenBank genome assembly